AUGGGCCUCGACGUCACGGAAAUCUCUGAAUUGGCGGCGCUCCGGCCGAUCCAGACGGCCGUGAGCGGCGCCCGGGCAACGGCAGCGCCGGGGGCGGAAGAUGACGCUCCAGCCGCCAACACCGGCUGCGUCACACCCAAGGCGAGCGGCGCGCGGUCAGCCGCUGCAGAAGGAGCAGACGACGACGACCCUGCCGCCAGCGCCAACAACGCCUGCUUCACACCGAAGGCAAGCGACUCCAUGGCCAUGCUGCCCAUUGCGCCACUGCAGGAAGACAGCGUCGGCUUCUCCACGGCCACGCCGCUGCCCACGGGCGGAGAAAUUGGGCGGCGAGAUGGCUGCGCCGCUGCAGGCGACGAGAGCAGCUUCACCACGCCGACGACAGCCGACAGCACGCUGGUGCCGGCCACUGUGUGCCCACCGGCGCCGCGGAAAACGGCUGCGGCGCCGACGAGGAAGCGGGCGCCGCUGCAGCAGCGGCUCUUCUAUCCGGUGCCGCGCGAUCUGACCACCGUGUUCGUGGCCGUGCCGCAGUGCCCGCCGCCCGCCAAGAGGAUGCGGGCGCAUAUAGCGGAGUCAUAUGUGCCUCUAGGCACGUGA
Triticum turgidum subsp. durum (durum wheat) is the source of this 600-nucleotide messenger RNA. The record is from the annotation of a GenBank genome assembly. Lineage: Eukaryota; Viridiplantae; Streptophyta; Magnoliopsida; Poales; Poaceae.